This is a messenger RNA of Jaculus jaculus (lesser Egyptian jerboa), 2072 nucleotides long. RefSeq names its product solute carrier family 2 member 4 (gene Slc2a4). NCBI's taxonomy places the organism in Eukaryota, Metazoa, Chordata, Mammalia, Rodentia, Dipodidae. Gene Ontology annotation, biological process: cellular response to insulin stimulus; D-glucose transmembrane transport. The transcript has 11 exons. Bases 103 to 1632 code for a protein of 509 amino acids. The record is from RefSeq and is a predicted model, not a curated record. Gene Ontology annotation, cellular component: membrane.
CUCCAGGGCUGCCGGGGCCCCUCGCCUUCUGCCCGGCACUCCAGGGCCACGGGUGCCCCCCAGCCGCAGCUCCCGAGCCUGCUUCGCCGGUUCUAAGACAAGAUGCCGUCGGGCUUCCAGCAGAUCGGCUCUGAAGAUGGAGAACCUCCUCAACAGCGAGUGACUGGGACCCUGGUCCUUGCUGUAUUCUCAGCUGUGCUUGGCUCCUUGCAAUUUGGCUACAACAUUGGGGUCAUCAAUGCCCCGCAGAAGGUGAUAGAACAAAGCUACAAUGCAACGUGGCUGGGAAGGCAGGGGCCUGAGGGGCCUGACUCCAUCCCACCAGGCACCCUCACCACCCUCUGGGCUCUCUCUGUGGCCAUCUUUUCUGUGGGUGGCAUGAUUUCCUCUUUCCUUAUUGGCAUCAUCUCUCAGUGGUUGGGAAGGAAAAGGGCCAUGCUGGCCAACAAUACCUUGGCAGUGCUGGGGGGCACCCUUAUGGGCCUGGCCAAUGCCACCGCCUCCUAUGAGAUACUCAUUCUUGGACGGUUCCUCAUUGGCGCCUACUCAGGGUUAACAUCAGGCCUGGUACCAAUGUACGUUGGGGAGAUUGCCCCCACUCACCUUCGGGGUGCCUUGGGGACACUCAACCAACUGGCCAUCGUCAUUGGCAUCCUAAUUGCCCAGGUGCUGGGCCUGGAGUCCAUGCUGGGAACCGCAACCCUGUGGCCACUUCUCUUGGGCAUCACAGUGCUCCCCGCCCUCCUGCAGCUGGUCCUGCUGCCCUUCUGCCCCGAGAGCCCUCGCUACCUCUACAUCAUCCGGAACCUGGAGGGGCCUGCCCGAAAGAGUCUGAAGCGCCUGACGGGCUGGGCCGAUGUGUCCGAGGCGCUGGCUGAGCUGAAGGACGAGAAGCGGAAGCUGGAGCGAGAGCGCCCUCUGUCCCUGCUCCAGCUGCUGGGCAGCCGCACCCACCGGCAGCCCCUGGUCAUCGCCGUGGUGCUGCAGCUGAGCCAGCAGCUCUCGGGGAUCAAUGCUGUUUUCUAUUAUUCGACCAGCAUCUUCGAGUCCGCGGGGGUGGGCCAGCCGGCCUAUGCCACGAUAGGAGCUGGCGUGGUCAACACUGUCUUCACCUUGGUCUCGGUGCUCUUGGUCGAGAGGGCUGGGCGUCGAACACUCCACCUCCUGGGCCUGGCGGGCAUGUGUGGCUGUGCCAUCUUGAUGACCGUGGCUCUGCUUCUGCUGGAACGGAUUCCAGCCAUGAGCUACGUCUCCAUUGUGGCCAUAUUUGGCUUUGUGGCAUUCUUUGAGAUUGGCCCUGGCCCCAUCCCCUGGUUCAUCGUGGCCGAGCUCUUCAGCCAGGGACCCCGCCCGGCAGCUAUGGCUGUAGCUGGUUUCUCCAACUGGACGUGUAACUUCAUCGUUGGCAUGGGGUUCCAGUAUGUUGCGGAUGCUAUGGGCCCCUACGUCUUCCUUCUAUUUGCCAUCCUCCUGCUUGGUUUCUUCAUCUUCACCUUCUUAAAAGUGCCGGAAACCAGAGGCCGGACGUUUGACCAGAUCUCAGCUGCCUUCCGCCGGACACCUUCCCUCUUAGAACAGGAGGUGAAACCCAGCACGGAGCUCGAGUACUUAGGGCCAGAUGAGAAUGACUGAGGGGCCAGGCAGGGUGGCAAGAGCCGACUUGCCCACCCCAGGACUGCUCCUGUCCUCCGCAGCACUUCCCCUCUCUUCUCCGUGGCCUCCAGGGUGCAGAGAGUUCCUGCAGCCUGCAGAGCUGGGAAGCCAGAGGGCGGGCGGUUUGAGCGUCUUCUCAUUCCUCCCACAUGACUCCUGGAUUAUUUAUGUGUUGUGGUUAGGCUGUGCCCCCCCACCCCCAGGGUGGGCCAUUCUCCCCUCCUGCCUUCCUCCUGCCCUUCCUCCAGCUCAGUUCCGGAAUAUAGCGUCUCCUGUAGAAAGUGGGGUCCGCAGGAGGCGAGGCAGUGCACGGACUUCAGUGGAGCGAACAGAAGCAGAGCAGGAACUGAGACGAGUUUCUGACCACCUUUGACUCCUCCCACAAUCUGGCAAUUUCACUGAAUUCUUGCCACAUUGAC